Molecule: messenger RNA, 795 nt
Organism: Trichomonas vaginalis G3
Lineage: Eukaryota; Parabasalia; Trichomonadida; Trichomonadidae
Product: protein serine/threonine phosphatase protein
Exons: 1
Coding region: 1-795 (264 amino acids)
Biological process (GO): protein dephosphorylation
Molecular function (GO): cation binding; protein serine/threonine phosphatase activity
Source: RefSeq, a predicted model, not a curated record
AUGUUUUCGAAAACCCUUGGUGCUCCUUUGAAAGAUCCAAAUUUCAUUGUACUCGGAAGGCAAGCAUUUUCAUGCGGUCAUUCUAAUACAGUAGGUGUUCGUCCAACAAUGGAAGAUACUGCUGUUGUUGUUGGUGACUUUGCAGGUCCAAAUACAUCAUACUACGGCCUCUUUGAUGGGCAUGGUGGUGUUGACUGUGCUCUUUAUUGUGCAAAUAAUUUUCAUCGAAUUUUUGCAUCAAAAUUUCACAUUACAGCAAAUGUUGAAACAGUCAUCAAAGAAACGAUUCUCGAACUUAACAAUGUCGCUGUCAAGAGAUGGCCUUCGCAAGGAUGCACACUCGCUGUUGUUUUAAUCAUAAAAGACAUAAUUUACACAGCAAAUCUCGGAGAUACUCGCAUCAUAUUAGUAAAUGGAGAACAAACUACACGAUUAUCAUACGAUCAUAAAGCUACAGAUCAAGAAGAAGCUGAUAAAAUUGCAAAGAUCGGCGGUGCUGUAUUUGGUGGUCGUGUGUUAGGUGUAUUAGCUAUUACUAGAGCUAUCGGUGAUGGUGAAUUGAACGGUUAUCUUAUUCGCGAACCUACAAUGAAUCGUUUAAAGAGAAAAGACGGUAUGCAGCUUAUCAUUGCUUGUGAUGGUGUUUGGGAUGUAAUGACAGAUGAAGAAGCAGCAAGAAUCGUCAAAACUUCAAAUAAUACAGCAGAAUCAGCGAGAAAGAUAAAAGAUACAGCAGUCAGUCGCAGCACACUCGAUAAUGUUUCCGUUUUAGUUAUUAAUCUUAAUUACAAAUGA